Molecule: messenger RNA, 1110 nt
Organism: Penicillium daleae
Lineage: Eukaryota; Fungi; Ascomycota; Eurotiomycetes; Eurotiales; Aspergillaceae
Product: zinc-binding alcohol dehydrogenase family protein
Exons: 1
Coding region: 1-1110 (369 amino acids)
Molecular function (GO): oxidoreductase activity, acting on NAD(P)H
Source: RefSeq, a predicted model, not a curated record
AUGGAGCCCAACAGAGCUGCUUUGCAACCUUUUCAAAAAGCAGGCAACCUCGAAGUAAAAGAAACACCCUUCCCACAUGCCUCCACUCAUCAAAUCGUCAUCCGCAAUCGCGCGGUAGCCAUCAACCCUAUCGACACCCUGAUCCAGUCGCGCGGAAACAUCAUGUACACACAUCUAAAAUACCCCUUCGUUCUCGGCUACGACAUGGCCGGCGAUGUAAUCGAGGUUGGCGAUGGAGUCACCCGAUUCAAGGUCGGCGACCGCGUACUCGGAUUCAGUCAAGCAGCCGAUAAAAACAUCAAUGAUCCCGCACAGGGCGCUUUUCAGCGAUACGUGGUCGUCUCUGAAGAUCUUGCCUGCUGUAUACCCGAAAAUGUUGAUUUUGCUCAUGCUGCGACCCUGCCACUCGGGUUGGCUACUGUGGCUGCAGCCUUGUUCGAUAAAGCGCAGCUCGGCCUGCGACUCCCUCGGGAACCAAAGCAGUCGCCAACAAACCAGACGGUGGUGAUCUGGGGCGGAUCAACCAGCGUUGGAUGCAAUGCUAUUCAGCUAGCUGCUGCAUCUGGUUACGAGGUCUUUGCGACAGCGUCACCGCAAAAUCACGAGUAUCUACGCAAGCUAGGCGCAUCUCGAGUGUGGGAUUACAAAACCAGUUCCGUCGUUGACGAUUUAGUCGGCGCGUUACAAGGGAAAACCCUAGCUGGAGUGGUAUCUAUCGGCGUUGGCGCAGCGGAAAAAUGCAUGCAAAUCGUCGAGAGAUGCAAGGGCAAUAAAUUCGUCGCUAUGGUCACGUUCCCUGUUCCUCAGAAGGAGCCUCAGAAUUUCGUGUUUCUACGGACUGCAGUGUUUUUUGUUUCUUCGCUGAUCUAUUAUAAGAUUCGUGGAGCGAGGAAGGGAUUCAAGAGCAACCUCGUUGCUAUUGGUCCGACCUUGGAGAAUGGUGUUGCUCGACAUAUCUGGACUGAAUUCUUGCCCAGAGCGUUGGAAGCUCGUAGUUUUGUUCCUGCGCCUGAGCCUGAAGUGGUUGGACAUGGUCUUGAAUUGAUCCAGGAGGCGUUUGAGCGUUUGAGGGAAGGUGUCUCUGCUAAGAAGCUAGUGGUUACUCUUUGA